Messenger RNA from Nannospalax galili (Upper Galilee mountains blind mole rat), 2751 nucleotides. RefSeq names its product T-box transcription factor 4 (gene Tbx4). Gene Ontology annotation, molecular function: RNA polymerase II cis-regulatory region sequence-specific DNA binding; DNA-binding transcription factor activity, RNA polymerase II-specific. Bases 1 to 1674 code for a protein of 557 amino acids. Gene Ontology annotation, cellular component: nucleus. NCBI's taxonomy places the organism in Eukaryota, Metazoa, Chordata, Mammalia, Rodentia, Spalacidae. The record is from RefSeq and is a predicted model, not a curated record. Gene Ontology annotation, biological process: positive regulation of DNA-templated transcription; cell fate specification; regulation of transcription by RNA polymerase II. The transcript has 8 exons.
AUGCUGCAGGAUAAAGGCCUGUCGGAGAGCGAGGAGGCCUUCCGGGCCCCGGGCCCAGCGCUUGGGGAGGCCAGCGCCGCCAACGCCGCCAACGCCGCCAACGCCCCCGAGCCCGCGCUGGCUGCGCCGGGUAUCAGCGGAGCCACGCUCAGCAGCCCCCCUGGCCCGGGUGCCGACGUCACCUCCGCGGAGCAGGUAGGGCCGGGCCCGCCGGGCACCAUCGAGAACAUCAAAGUGGGACUGCAUGAGAAGGAGCUCUGGAAGAAAUUCCACGAGGCUGGCACCGAGAUGAUCAUCACCAAGGCGGGCAGGAGGAUGUUCCCCAGCUACAAGGUAAAAGUCACAGGCAUGAACCCCAAGACCAAGUACAUCUUGCUGAUUGACAUCGUCCCUGCAGAUGACCAUCGCUACAAAUUCUGUGACAACAAGUGGAUGGUGGCGGGUAAGGCUGAGCCAGCCAUGCCAGGAAGGCUUUAUGUCCACCCGGAUUCUCCUGCCACUGGGGCCCACUGGAUGCGGCAGUUGGUCUCUUUCCAGAAGCUGAAGCUGACAAACAACCAUCUGGAUCCCUUUGGCCAUAUCAUCCUCAAUUCCAUGCAUAAGUACCAGCCGAGGCUGCACAUCGUUAAGGCCGAUGAGAACAAUGCUUUUGGCUCUAAAAACACAGCCUUCUGCACUCACGUGUUUCCAGAGACCUCCUUCAUCUCCGUGACCUCCUACCAGAACCACAAGAUUACACAGCUGAAAAUUGAGAACAACCCUUUUGCCAAGGGAUUCCGGGGCAGUGACGACAGUGACCUGCGUGUGGCCCGGUUGCAGAGCAAGGAGUAUCCAGUGAUUUCCAAAAGCAUCAUGAGGCAGAGACUUGUCUCCAGUCAACUCUCGGCCAAGCCUGACGUCAGCCCCCUGCACAGCGCACACCAGGCGCUGCAGCACUACCAGUACGAGAAUGGGGCCCACAUGCAGUUUGCUGCUGCUGAGCCGCAGGACCUACCACUCAACACCUUCCCCACACAGAGGGAUUCCAGCCUCUUCUACCACUGCCUGAAGAGACGAGACAGUGCCCGCCACCUGGACUUACCCUGCAAGCGAUCCUAUCUAGAAGCUCCCUCUUCAGUGGGGGAUGAUCAUUACUUCCGCUCUCCCCCUCCCUAUGACCAGCAGAUGCUGAGCCCCUCCUAUUGCAGUGAGGUGACCCCCAGAGAAGCCUGUAUGUACUCAGGCUCAGGGCCCGAGAUUGCAGGGGUGUCUACGGUGGAUGACUUGCCCCCUCCCCCACUGAGCUGUAACAUGUGGACAUCAGUCUCACCUUACACCAGCUACAGUGUGCAGACCAUGGACACUGUGCCUUACCAGCCCUUCCCCACGCACUUCACCGCCACCAGUAUGAUGCCUCGGCUGCCUACCAUCUCGGCCCCGAGCUCCCAGCCGCCAGGAAAUGCCCACUUCAGUGUGUACAAUCAGCUGUCACAGUCUCAGGUCCGUGAGCGGGGGCCUGCUGCUGCCUUCCCUAGAGAGCGUGGCCUCCCCACAGUAUGUGAGAGGAAGCCGCCCUCGCCACACCUGAACGCUGCCAAUGAGUUCCUCUACUCACAAAGCUUCUCCUUGACCCGGGAGUCAUCCUUACAGUAUCAUUCAGGAAUGGGGACUGUGGAGAACUGGACUGAUGGAUGACAUGACUGCUUUGUCUCCUUGACAGGACCCUGUCAGUCCAGUAUUGACCUCUAUGGGUGGCCGGCACUGCAAGAAACAUGGGAAAGUAUUUCAGAGGGGUGUGUGUGUGUGUGUGUGUGUGUGUGUGUGUGUGUGUGUGUGUAUGUGUGUGUGUAUGUGCAUGUAUGUGGUUGGAGUGCAUCUAUCUUCUGACAUAUAGUUGAGAUCAUGUCAAGAAAAAAAUCAAUUAUCUAAGAAGUGAUUUGGGCUGCAGGAGCUGAGUCCACUGUUACCAGGCAUCUCUUGACAUGCCCUCGGUAGGACAGACAUGGAAGGCUCAUGAGUUAUUUAGGGGUUUCUAAAAUAUAAUCUGGUUUACUCAGGAGCCAGGUAGGGUCUCUGCCACCAAAGGAAGAGACUCUUUUUGCUGGGGUGGGAAGUGUCUGUGCACAUCUUGGGGUUCCUGGCCUUCUACUUGCAAGGGGAGCUGCCAGUCUUGUGGGAACAGAAGGUCCCCUCCUUUGGCUUCUGGAGACUCGCUGAGCUUCAGAGCCCUUUGAGAGCAGAGUUGCCUGAACAGUAGCCUGGAUGUUGAUUCCUGAAGUUCCAAGUUCUGAGGCAUGACUUUCAGAAAGGGUCAUGUGCUAAAUGUUGCCUCCCAGGCAGAGGGAAAAUACCACCAGUAGCAUCUCUGUCAUCAUUCAGGUUUUGUCAUAAAGUACAAAGCCCUUUCCUCCCAGUUCUCAACAUGUAGUCUCUCGGCCUGAUGACAGGCAGUUAAACACACCUCAACUGGUAACAUCUCCUGGAGACCUCAUCAGAGCUGAUGUUCCCAUCUCCUGGGUUCAUUCUGCUCCCAGAAAAUCCACACCCAGAAGCCAGCAGAAAACACUAGAACUGAGAAAAAGUAAUUCAGCGGUUCAAGCUCAGAGGAGCAGAGGAUUCUUCUGAAACGGGGAGAGUGCAGCCUCCUCAGUUUUGUUCCUUGAAUGUCACCAGACCAUCGGUGUGGCUGGUGUGAACUCUAAAUCAAGUGUUUGGGAAAUCACUAAACUCUUUGCAUGCUGAAUAGCUAUUUAUAUAUUAUAUAAAUAAAUA